Molecule: messenger RNA, 1905 nt
Organism: Adineta ricciae
Lineage: Eukaryota; Metazoa; Rotifera; Eurotatoria; Adinetida; Adinetidae
Source: the annotation of a GenBank genome assembly
AUGUCGUUUUCAUGUUCGAGCGCAAUUAUUGAAAUAGAUGAUGAAUUGUCAUCAUCAACGAUUUCAAGUCCAAUAGUUGUCAAGAAAUCAUCAUCUAAUUCAAACAAAGAUGAUUCAACAAAAGCCUUAUGUAUCGUUUGCAACGGGAAGUUUUCUACUCAAAACAGCGGAUUAGGUGAUAUUCAUCGUCAUACUGAAACAAAUAAACACAAACAAAGUACAAAAGCUGCUGAAGCUAAUCGAACAAAAUCACUUGAUGCAACAUUUGGUAUAACAACAACAGAAUUUAAUCGUUUGACUGCUGUUGAAGGAGCUAUGGUCUUUCAUUCGGUUAAACAUUCUCACAGCUACAUUUCUCAAGGUUGCACAAUGGAUAUGAUCAAACAUUGUUUUUCUGAUUCUCACGUUGGAAAGAACAUUAGUUGCAGCAGGACAAAAGCUCGUGAGAUAGCCUGUAACGUACUUGCCCCGUCAUUAACAGAUGAAAUUGUUCGUGAACUACGAGAUGUUUCUUCUUUUUCCAUUUGCUAUGAUGCUUCGAACAAGGGAAAUGUCAAGAUGCUUCCAAUUGCUGUACAGUUCUUCUCUAGAUUUGGCAUUCGAUGUGGUAUACUGGAUUUUAUUGAACAAAGUGAGGAAUCAGCCGACGCUGUAUUCAAAAAUAUUAAAUAUGUAUUAGAAGCACAUCAAUUAAAAGUUGAACAAUUAGCUUCACUCGGAUCCGAUAACACUAAUGUCAAUGUAGGAGAAUAUCAUAGUAUUUUUUCGUUAUUUGAAGAAUUAUCACCUACAUUGGUGAAAGGAACUUGUUAUUCACAUGUGCUUCAUAAUUCAGUAAAACAUGGAAAUAAACACCUAUUGUUCGAUGUGGAAACAACACUUUUGAAAAUAUAUUCUCAUUUUUGUCGAUCAUCUGUUCGUGUGAGAGAAUUGAAGAAUUACUUUGAUUUUGUUGAACAAGAACAAAAGAUCAGAUGGUUAAGUCUUUUACCGUCUAUCGAACGUCUCAUCGCCGUUCAUCCAAUUGUUAAAAGUUAUUUUCUCAAUCUCGAGGAUGAAUGUUCAGAUUUAUUACUAAAGUUCUUUACAUCACGUGAAAGUGAAUGUGCUUUGCACUUUUUGGCAAAUAUUUUACCUGAGAUUCAAAAUGUAAAUUUGCUAUUACAACAAGAGUACACAACUGGUGUCAAUUUGCAUGGUAUCAUUUCGAAUUUACUUCGUAAAUUAAAGAGUCGUUUGAAUGACGAGUUUUUUGGUUGUAAAGUUUCUCAACUGAUGGAAGAUUAUCCAAUUCAAGAAAUUGAAAAGCUACAUUCAUCAUUCAAAUGUUUUAUUCGUACGGUGAUUGAAUACAUCGAGAAAUAUUUUCACAAAUAUAAACUCUUUUAUCAAUCAAUUUCUAUCUUUGCUGAGCUCGAAAUCGACAAAAUCGAAUGGAAACGUGUCCAGCAAUGUUGCACCUUUGUUGUCAAUCAAAUCAUUGAUUUUGAUCAUUUAUAUGAUGAAUUCAAUCACAUUAAAUCAAAAUACAUUGAUUUAAAAGAUAAAUCUGGUGGAAUUGGAAAUCAAGUGCAAUCGUUUAUUACAUCAAAUUUAGGUUCAUCGAAGUAUGUAAACUCAACAAUUAAUCAUGUAACUGAGUUAUGUGGCGAUUGUGAGGUCGAAGAUAAUCUUGAUCCUACCGAAGAACAAGAAGACGAUGAUGGUUUUGAUGAUCGUCAACAAGAUUCAAAUAUAUAUAAACGUAAAAAGACAACCAAUGGCAUUCGAACGGAUCAUUUAUGGGCAUACUUGUUAAAUGGAGAACGUACACCGAAUUUACGAAAACUGAUCGAAUUUGUCUUUUCUAUUCCUGCCUCGAAUGCUUACUGUGAGUCCAUCUUCAGCCACAUGAAAUAUUUGUGA